AACAAUUUAUCAAGUGAAUAAUAAGUUUAUUAAAAAUUUGUUAAAAUGGAAAAUAAGGAAGGUAUGAGAACUAGAAGAUGGUAUAAAGAAAAUGGAUUAGUUGAUGAAGAACCUAAACCAAAAGUUACAAAAAUUGAUAUUGAAAAAUACCCGGUAGUGAAGUUUUAUGGAAAAAUCGAAUAUUACACAACAUUUGACGAUAUAGCUUUAGCAUCUGAUAAACUAUUAAAUGAAGUCAAAGAAUCAAAAGAUGAUAUAUUUCCACUUGGAUUUGAUAUGGAAUGGCCAUUUAGUUUUAAAACUGGUCCUGGGAAAACAGCUUUAAUACAAAUAUGUCCAAAUAAACGGAUUUGUUAUUUAUUUCAGGUUAGUUUAUUGACAAAAUUACCUGCUGCUUUAACAGCAUUAUUAGGACACGAACGUGUAAAAUUGUGUGGUGUAAAUAUACGAAACGAUAUUCAUAAACUAGGAAGAGAUUUUCCAAAUAUACCAAAAGAAACACUGCUAGACAAUUGUAUUGAUUCAAGAAGUCAAGCUAAAGAAAUAUCUAAGCUACGAUCAUGGAGUAUGGAAAAAUUAGUGAAUUACUUUCUGAAAAUGCAAAUUGAUAAAAAUAAAAAAAUUCGUAUGAGUCAAUGGCAUGUAAUUCCAUUAUCUGAUGAUCAACAAAAAUAUGCAGCAAUUGAUGCUUUUAUUUCACUUUCACUUUAUAAGCAUCUCAAGUCUUUGAUAAAGCGAGCUGUUUUAGAAGAAAAACAAUUCAACGAACAAGAUAGUAUAACUCCACCAAUCUGUUAA
Messenger RNA from Chrysoperla carnea, 798 nucleotides. RefSeq names its product Werner Syndrome-like exonuclease (gene WRNexo). Bases 46 to 798 code for a protein of 250 amino acids. Lineage: Eukaryota; Metazoa; Arthropoda; Insecta; Neuroptera; Chrysopidae. Gene Ontology annotation, molecular function: 3'-5' exonuclease activity; nucleic acid binding. The transcript has a single exon. The record is from RefSeq and is a predicted model, not a curated record. Gene Ontology annotation, biological process: nucleobase-containing compound metabolic process.